Molecule: messenger RNA, 519 nt
Organism: Eucalyptus grandis
Lineage: Eukaryota; Viridiplantae; Streptophyta; Magnoliopsida; Myrtales; Myrtaceae
Product: E3 ubiquitin-protein ligase RNF144A-like
Exons: 1
Coding region: 1-519 (172 amino acids)
Biological process (GO): positive regulation of proteasomal ubiquitin-dependent protein catabolic process; ubiquitin-dependent protein catabolic process; protein polyubiquitination
Cellular component (GO): ubiquitin ligase complex; cytoplasm
Molecular function (GO): ubiquitin protein ligase activity; ubiquitin conjugating enzyme binding; metal ion binding
Source: RefSeq, a predicted model, not a curated record
AUGGAACAUGUCCAGCUGACCUCGAGCUUCAAGGCCACAGCACAGUGCGAGCACUCCUUCUGCAGCCGCUGCUUGUCCUCGCACAUCACCUGGAGGAUCGACGAAGGACUUGCGAACGUGCGAUGCCCCGGUUUGAAUUGCCAAGCCAGGCUCGACCCCCUCCGGUACAGGGAGCUCCUCUCGAGCGAAUCCUUUCUUAGGUGGUGCGACCUUCUAUGUGAGUCGCACAUCGGGGGUUUCUCGAAGUGUUACUGCCCGAACUCGAAUUGCCGAGAGCUCAUUGUGGACGAGUGUGGAUGCAGUGGCAUAGCCAAGAGAUUCGAUUGCCCUAAAUGCCGCCAAAGCGGUUGUUUCCAGUGUGCGAGCGCAUGGGUCGAAGGCCAUCGAUGCAGCGGAACGCAUGAUGAGGGGCUUAUUCUAUUGGAACGUCUAGCGGAAAGGAAGAAGUGGGGGCGGUGCCCGAAUUGCCACAUAUACGUCGAGCGCCCCGGAGGUUGCAAUAUGAUCCGAUGCAGGUAA